AUGAGCAUCCGAAGCAAAAACCUGAGAUUGAAAACUGAAAGAGAGUUUGGAAGAAGGAAUAGGAGACAGGAUUCUAGAAAGGGAAGGAAGGAUAGAAACAAAAUCAGCAGUCCACAUGGAAAAAGGGGCGACAAAGAGGAGAAGGAGAAUUACUGUCUAUAUCAUCCCUCAGAAGAGACCAGCCCCUCCGGUGGGUACGUCUUAGGGACCCAACAAAGAAACGACAGGACCAAAGGAGAACACGCCAAGAACCAGCAGAAUAGACGUAUGUGCUCUGACUCCCCCGCAUGGACCGAUUCCUAA
Molecule: messenger RNA, 303 nt
Organism: Plasmodium inui San Antonio 1
Lineage: Eukaryota; Apicomplexa; Aconoidasida; Haemosporida; Plasmodiidae
Exons: 1
Coding region: 1-303 (100 amino acids)
Source: RefSeq, a predicted model, not a curated record